AUGCGAUCAUCGUCACUGAUAGUCACAACAUUUCCUCUUCUGACUCUAGCACAGUACAGCCUCCAAGAUGACUACACAAUACAAAACUUCGCGAACAUGUUCGACUUUGAGACAGUCGACGACCCGACACACGGAUACGUCAACUAUGUGUCCCUGGCUGCUGCUGAGGCUGCCGGACUCUGGUCGACAAACAACGAUUCUGUAUACAUGGGCGUCGACUAUACAAGCAUAGGGUCUGGACGUGGACGCAGUUCCGUCAGGAUUAUGAGCAAGAAUACGUAUAACCAUGGACUCUUUAUUUUGGAUCUUGCACAUAUGCCAGAAGGCUGUGGUACAUGGCCUGCUUUCUGGCUACUUGGACCCAACUGGCCGACCUCAGGAGAAGUUGAUAUCCUCGAGGGUAUUAACAGUCAAUCGACGAACUCUUUCGCGCUGCACACCAAUGCCGGUUGUCGAAUUACACAGACUGGCAAGUUCACCGGAAGCAUCUCCUCGUCCAAUUGCGACGUCAACGCGCCUGAUCAGGCCACGAACGUCGGCUGUGCCAUCAAGACGAGUGACACUCAAAGUUAUGGCACAGGUUUCAACAGUGCCGGAGGCGGCGUGUACGCCACGCAGUGGACGAGCGAAGCCAUCAGCGUCUGGUUCUUUACUCGAUCACAGAUACCAGCAGACAUCAAUUCAGGGUCGCCUGAUCCAUCGACAUGGGGUCUGCCACAAGCACAGUUCGCGGGCGGAUGUGACAUCGACACCCACAUCAUCAAUCAGCAGAUCGUCUUUACGAACACGUUCUGUGGCGAUUGGGGCGGACAGGUCUGGGCACAGGAUGCAACUUGCUCGCCACUGGCCUCUACGUGCCAGUCCUUCGUGCAAAACAACCCAGCCGCGUUUAAGAACGCGUACUGGGAGAUCAAUUCGUUGCGCGUGUAUCAGAGCCCGAAUGGUGGGACGGACGGUGUUGCAGGGCAAGAUGGAACGCCUGGCGGUUCGGUUGCCUCUUCGGCAAUAGCAUCUGGACCACAGCCAACCUCAGUUGGGGUUGCUCCAACGGACGCCGCAGCCGGUAGUCCCACAGAUGGAGCGGAUGCUAAUCCGAGCGACGUGGGAUACGUGACGACACUGAGCACCGCAUACACAACCUUGCCUCCCUCCACCAACAGCAAUGGAGUUUCGCAAGAUAGUCAGGCUCAGACGUCAGCAGUCCCACCUCCCGUCGCAGCGACCGCGACAGCACCGAGCAACCAUCCACAGCCACCCUCGCCGCCGAUAAAUCCUCCGGGUGCGAUGGUCUCGCAGAUUGGAGAUGGACAAAUACAAGCUCCAGGACCCGGUCAGCGGGCGGGAGGUUUCUUUGCCAACGCAUUCGGGGGUGGUCAGCGGCAGGGCGGCGCACCUCAAGCGGGACCUGUUGCGAACGAUCCAGGAGCAGCAGCAACGCCGGCCACACUUGGACGCCUCAGGAUUGGCGUGGCGCGCAAGGUCGACCACACGGGUCAAACCGCCGUCACAAGAUCAGGAGAUGGCGGCUGGAGCCAUGGUGAGCCUGACGCCGGACUCACAAUGGGAGUAUUCGUUAAGAGAAACGGUUAG
Cyphellophora attinorum is the source of this 1590-nucleotide messenger RNA. RefSeq lists its product as uncharacterized. The record is from RefSeq and is a predicted model, not a curated record. Gene Ontology annotation, biological process: glucan catabolic process. The coding region runs from base 1 to 1590 and encodes 529 amino acids. Lineage: Eukaryota; Fungi; Ascomycota; Eurotiomycetes; Chaetothyriales; Cyphellophoraceae. Gene Ontology annotation, molecular function: structural constituent of cell wall; hydrolase activity, hydrolyzing O-glycosyl compounds. The transcript is spliced from 3 exons. Gene Ontology annotation, cellular component: cell wall.